AUGAACGUCCUCAUCAAGGAAGAGGAGAAAGUUUCGUAUGUUUACAAAGACAUCCCGAUUCCACAAGCUGGCGAAGGCGAACUGCUUGUAAAGGUACUCAAAGUGUCCCUAUGUGGUUCGGAUAUUAUUUUAUAUGAAUGGAAUGAAGGUAAAGUAAACACCUGAAUAAAUAUUAAUGGAACGGCUUACCGGGGCAUGAUAUUAAACUUAAUGUGAAGCAAAAAAUUGUAUAUACCAUUUAGUACAGUGUUACUACCUUCAAGAUGGAUGGUUAAUCGUAUAUUUAUCGCAAUGCUACAGCGCAAGUCUUUGGCAAGCAAGUAUUAUGAUGCUAAUUUUCAAGAAACCAAUUCAUGAUGCGGAUAAAAAAAAUCAGGUGACGCUACGUGACGUACUGACAGGGUUUUGUCCGAGGGUACCACGCCUCCCCCCAUCCCCCUUUUCAGUGAAAUUUUGUUUUGUUUUUAAAGAACUUUCAUCAGUAAAAUGAAUAGUAUCUAUAUAGCUUGCAAGUGUCCCGCCCCCUUCUCAGGGGCACCCAACGAGAACAUAGUUCAAAACCACUUAAACAUAGCAUUGUUGAAAGUAUUUUAGUAUUUAAACGGUAGAUAUAGGCAUAUUUUUAUCCCCUAAAACUUUUUCAUCUGUUCGGAUUUCCUAGCUGAAAGUCUAGUGAUCCGAAAAUUAUCGGGAUCAACAGUUACCUUUUCGAAAAUUUCAGCUAGAAAAAAGGUUCCUGAAUAUUCUAGGUGACCUUUUUAGGGUAAAAAUCCGUUAAAAAUGGGCAAUUAUACCAUUUUUUUAGAUGUUCGAAAAUCCUUGGAGAGGCAGGCAGGCAAGAAAUUUUACAACAAAUGUUCCGAAAAUUCCAGAUCUCAAAUCGUUUUCCGAACAGAUAUUUUCCAAAAAUUGUCGUUGGGUGCCCCUGCCUUCUUUCUAAAUUUUCGCAUCCGCCCCUGGGCUGUAUAACAGUACUGUUGGACUGGACUUGUGAAUGCCAGAACUGUCAACCUAUUUGUUCCGAAUGUUAUAAAACCACUGAGUUUCUUUUCUUUUACUCUAGCUGCAAAGACAAUAGCAACAUUGCCAUUUAUCCCUGGGCAUGAAUGUGUUGGAGAGGUAUUAAGACAGAAUACAUCUGACUAUUGAGUAAUUUUAGUUUCAGGGGACAAAAACCUCGUACCAGAAUAUUUUAAGCCAUGUCGCAUUCUUUGUUACACUUUUCAAGAGCUAUGAAUGUAAAAAGUUAUAUGAAAUAGCUCCAAAGAAAAGGUUCUUAUUGGAGCCCAAGGAAAUAAAUUCCAUAUUUCAAGGGAACUGAGAAAACACAGGUAAAAUUAAAAUUACUCAUUUUCCAAAUGGGAUGCUUGUCAUCUCGCUAAGGGGUGUAAAUUACAGAUUAUGGUCUCACAUGUAUGUGGUGUUUGGGAUGGAAAGUCACUAUAUUUGCCCAUUCAAGUAUCACUUAGGGCUGUGCAUAAAGAAAGUUACAUAUAAAACCUUGACACUGAUAACCUUUAGUGGUCAGUUUAAGCUUGAGCCACACCCACAUUGAUCUCCCUUAAGGGUUUGAUUUUAAUUUGGCAACGAGCAUCCCUGUUAUUUUUAUAUCAGGGUCUCCCCCCCCCCCCACCCCCCAAGAUGUACACUGUGCUUGACCUGGGAACAGGUCUUAGAUCCAGGGACUUAGGAAGGUUGGAUUGGGAGGGGGAGCUUGGGAGAGACACUCCAUAAAGUUUUAUGCGGGGGCAUUCCAUGGCCAACUCCAACCUCUUAUCCUUUUUAAAGCAUUUUUGACAGAAAACGUGGCCCUUCCUAUACCUUCUAUUGACAGGUUGUACCCCUUUAAUUUAAUACUUAGCUAGUUUAGAAUGUUUCAUCCCUUUUAACUGCUGUAAAUGCACAGUCUUUUAAGAAUGAAAUCAUUAAAAAAUCUCUAAACCAGGAAGUUUUCAUUGUCUUUUUCACAGCCAUAAAACGCAUCUGUUAGCUCUUUUAGAUCCUUUUAUUGACAUAUACUUCAGCUAGUGAACUCCUUUGCCUUUCAUAUACCUGAAACCUGUAAAUGGUUCCCCUCCUGGGCAGAACCUGCACUUACAGGCCAUUAUAGAAAGUACCCCCAGGAGGUGGGGGGGGGCGGGGCUUAGAUACAAGGUUCUUAACUGAAAUGAAGGAAUACAGUGGAAGCUCUCCGAACAUACACUCUUGUAAGGGGACAGCCUUCACAAAACCCUGUUUUUCUCAUUUUCUAUACAAACUCUGUAUUUUCACAUUCCCUUAAGUUAGUGGCCAGCUCCAGUUUUGGUCACCUUUUUUUGUAUCCUGCGGGUGUCCAUUCAUGAGAGCUUCCAUUGUGGUUGGUUUAAGUAGGGUAAGUAUAUGUGAUAUUAGAAGCAGGAAGCACCCUUAUGGGACCCUCUGGAUACACCCUGGAAAUCACUCUCAAUCUUGUGCAAAAUUUUUUCUUUUUUUCACAUGUAUAUGUUGCAGUUCAAUCUUAUCCUUCAGUUAAAUUUUAUUUUCUUUUGUUUUGGGGUAUGGUAAUGUAUGAUAAUGAGUUUAAAACAAAGGAAAAUAAAAUUUAACUCAAGGAUAAAUCAAUUGAACCAAAACUACAUACUAGGGAAUCCUGGCAGUUUAUCAGAGGUCCCUUGAAUUUUUUUUUUAGAAACCCUUUUGAUCUUAUCAAAGAGUCUCCUGAAUAAUCCGGCUUCCUCCAUUGGCUGCCUUGUUUCCAGCUGAGAAAUUUUUAAACUUCCUCUAUUGCACCUAAUCAUCAACCAAACACCACCCCACCAUAUUCCAAGUAUGAAAAUUAUUUAAGCUCGCAGUUCCAGAAGGAUUUGGGCUAACCUUCCAUGGGAAAUAUUUAAUGUUAUAUUUUAGUCUUGCUACUUUGAACCCCAAAUCCUAAGAAAUAUCAUGGCGUCAAAAAAAGUAACAACACAUAAAUAUUAUUUUGCCUUCUUAAAAAGUGCAGACUGUAUGUGCAGCUUAUUGGUGUGCGCACCUUCAUCGUGUCAAACUAUCACAAUUUGGGAUUUGUAGGUUGUUCAAGUUGGUCCUGAUUGUGACGAGAAAUUUUCUGUUGGACAGCUCGUCUGCUGUGAAAAUCACUUUUAUUGUGGAAAGUGUUACCAAUGUUUGCAUGGUAAGACAUUAUCUAACAAAAAAUUAUAAUAAGAGCAAUGUGCAUGUGUGACAAAUUGUCUUGAAAGUUUUUAUUAUCUCCAUUUUAAUAAUAUUUUAGUAUUAUGAUGCAGCUGUUUUAUAUUUGUCUAGUACAGAUUUACGUCACAUCUGCCAAAAUCUGAAUCAGUUUGGACAUGGAAGAGGUACUAUUUAUGGAGGUAGGGUAGAUUGAAUGUUGACCUACUUCCUUAAAAUCAAUCUGCAAUGCUUUUCAGUUUUAGAGAAUCAAGUCAGGCAAUCUUAAAUCAGAAUGAUCGACAGUCCUUCAACUCACAAAAUCUUUGUUUGUCCUUUGUUAUAAAGACCCUGCACUGUAAUUUGUGAUAAAUGUUCUGGUCUUGUUCAAAGUCAACACCAUAAAUAUAUUGUUGAUUGAUUUUAAUAAUAUGCACUACCUGUAGCUCAGUUCUAUAAUCAUCUGGCUGCUGAAUCAUAUUUUGCAGGGUUUGCUCAGUACACAAUCAUUCCAGCUCACUACUGUUACCAGUUGAAAACAAACCUGGACGUGGACAGAGCUUGCUUACUGGAACGUAAGAUCAUAUGAUAAGUUGCAAUUGAAUAACAUUAUUCCUCUUACCUUCCUCUGAAAGCUAGGAUUCGAAACUAUACUAAUCAUGAAGUAGAGAGAACGGGGUUUCUAAGAGAAUGACUUACGAUUGUCUGUCCAAAUAUGACUUAAGUCAGUGUGUUACACUGUAAGUAAGCUAAGUGUUGCUUGACUUAUUCAUCAGGUCCAGUGUUUUCUUUAUUUUUUUUCCUAGCAUUUGGUGUUGCACAUCAAGCUGUGGAAGAAGUUGACCCUAGUGGGGAUACUAUACUUGUUCAAGGUGAAGAUUUUGUUUUCCACAAGUGACCUAUAUAGAGAUUAGGGGGUGGAGUAUGAACACAGGCUAAUUGGUGGGGGGUGGGUUGGGGUGGGCUGAGUUUACAAGCAUAUGGGUUGUAUAAGUUAGUUGUGGCUCAGGUGUAAAACAAAUCCGUUACUUUCCCAACUGUUUUGGAGUCUAAACGAUGUGAACAGGCAUUGUCUCCAGAGGAUGGCAACUUUUCCCAUAUUCUGCUCAUUUGGGUUCACAUACACGUAGGCAUGUUUUGUUGAACGUCUCUGCAAUGUUCAUUCCUAGACACAUUUCCUUGUCCUAUAAUGGAGCUUUAUUAAUUAAGGAACUUAAAUGAGUGGUAGUGAACGAAGAAAAGAACAAAGAAGGAGAAGCAACAAGAAUACAUGGCCAUUGUAUAGUUGUUCAUUCCAAGCCCGUUUAUGAACAAAACUCUUUUAUUGGCUUUUUGUCUUCCGAUCCCUGCCCUGGAAAUUCAUUGAAUUAGAUGUAACACUUAAAAAAACUUUUGAUAGUUUUCCUUUAGUUUUGUUGACUAUUAAUAACUAGUUCACUUUUGUGAUGAUGGAAUUGCUGACUGAACUUGACCUUUUUGUAUCAUUCUUUGUUGUAGGGUGUGGCCCUAUUGGUUUACUAGCAAUUGGAAUCGCCAAGUGCAUGGGAGCUAUCAAAAUGUAAGUUUUGGACAGGCUUAAAAGAACACUGAGUUUCAACCAUUUGCACGGGAACAAAACUGCCCGAAAAGUGCCCCUCAAUCCUUGCACCACUUGUAACGUCAUCACAUUAUUUUCGGUCGACCGAGGAAGAAAGCCGGGCUAGAGGUUACCCCUUUUCUCUAGCACCCAUCAUAAUUGCUUACGAAUCUCUUAAAGGUCGCUCGUACGUAUCUUGCAUGAGAGGGGUUACAAUAGAACCCGGCCAGACGCGGCUUCCUUGUUGUUAUGCAACUUUGAUUUGUCUGGGGCGGCUGAGCGAAAUUUUCAAGCACUAGGGACAGCGAUGUAAUAAUAAUAAUAAUAAUAAUAAUAAUAAUAAUAAUAAUAAUAAUAACUCGUAAAAAAUGAAUUCGCGCUGUUUCAAAGAAAAAGAAUAGCAGUAAUGUAGUGUUUAAAGAAUAGAAAGUGACAGAAAGAAAUAAAUCUUGAGACGUAAUAACGACAUUUUCAUUGUUAAGAUUUGUAGUGUGUUCCUUUCUGAUUUGACAUCAUAAACGAAAAGAAAAGGGGCCUGGAAAUGUUAUCCUACCCCGCUCUCCAGCCAAUACCGACACCUCGCUAAUACGGGCAAAUUCAAGGCCUGUUAGAGACCGUAUUUACGAGUAUCCAUUAUUUUAGUCGAGCGUGAAGCAGAAGUAUAUAUUUUGGUCUAGGACGCAGCUUGAGAGAAGGGAAAAUAAUGUUUGAAAUAUAAUUUUUUCCUUCUUCUCUCUCCUGGCGCUCGACCACUUGUAUAUUCUUAGCCUUCGUGCAUGGCAAGGGUUGUAAAAGUGGCACUAGUCGUCACGCGUAAACACAUUCAAACGUACUUUGAGAAAUUUUUUUCUCGAUAGUUUUGUUAGUAAUUAAGUAAAAGUAAUUUGCAUACAAUAGUUUUUCACUUUUUUAUAUGACAUUGUACGAUUCCUACAAUUACAUUACUGUAUUGAGUUGCUCUGUAUCCAUGUUUUUUGCCCUUGUCUGUUACAAGUAAAGGGAGUGCCUUGUUAUCUCAUUCAGUGAAGGGUACGAGCUGUGCGACAAUAAACAAUUAUUUGACGUGAAUUAUUACAGAUCGAGGAGAACUGGAUUUGAGCUAAUCAGAAACGGCGAAAUAUUUUGAGCGAAUAACUAUAUUUAACAUGCAUUGCACUGUAUUCUUCCCCCGUCAGUAUUGCAACGGAUAUCAUGGCUGAUCGACUUCACAAAGCAAAAUUGAUGGGUGCAGAUGUCAUUGUUGAUGGAAAGACAGAAAACCUUAAGGAAGCUGGUUUGUAUAUUGUUCACCGUACGAACCACUGAAUUAUAAACCAACAGCCACACUUAAAAGUUAUUACAAGGUCUUAAUUUACACAGCUAAGUUUUAGUUUUAUUUUUGUCAAAUUACCGCUACACCCUGUUUGUCUGUUACAAUUAAAACUAUUCGGUUUUUUUUUGUAUGCAGCGAAGUUCACAAACUAGAGAAACUUCCGUAAACUCUCUGUUUCAUAGGUCUACCUUUUUAAAAAAUUCUGUUCUCAUAAAGUCUGUUGGACCCCCACAAUGUUUUACGUUCUUGUAAUACAGUUUAGUUUGAGAAUUUGCAAAACCAAAACUUGGUAAGAACAAAGCAAACAAAGAAGACGGUCUGGGACAGUAUAGCUCUUUUACCAUCAAUAUAUUUUUGGUUUCCUAAAACUUGCUGGUUUUUUUGUUUGUUUUUCACUGUGGAUAAGAUGCUUUUUCAUUUACUGUUAGUGUUCAGAGAAACAUCGGGAAACGGUAUUGGUUGUCUUCUCGAAUGUUCCGGGGCGGCGCCAUUAGUCAACAAUUGUUUUUCGUUACUAAGGUCAGUGGAUAUUUUAAUGUGUGUCCAUGUUUUAACGCACUUUAUUAUUCAUUCAAAAUAUUUCCCCAAUUCUGAUUGGCUAAAAGCACACGCAUAAUUGACCAUAACCAGUUACAGAUGACCAAAUUUGGAAGAAUUUUGUGUUUAACGAGGAAAUGACGUCAAAAAUGCAGCAUUCUACAGGUUAAUGCACCGUUAACCGAGAAGACCUGGGGACGAGAUUGAGUUGUUUUCGUUGUAAAAACUAAAAUGGCGGACACUUCACUCGUUUCAAGAGUAAGAACUGCAGCUAGAACUAGGCGAAAUAAUGGCUAAAAACGUAACAAAAACAGUAAGAAGACAACUCGGAGGGCAACCUCAAGAAUUUGUAUUGCUGUUUCCAUUGUUCUUGUUUCCUUGCGAUUUUUAUUCAUUUAUCUCCAACGACGUUGUUCUAUUCAGUUUCAGCCUGAGGAGUUUUUAGUAUUUUUGGUGUCAUGUACUGUUUUAACCGUACCUGGCUUCCAAUACCACAUGUUAGAGCAAUCUGUGUUAAUGUGCACGUUUUGUUUACGUAUAAUAGGAAAGGAGGACGAGUCGUUCUUGUAGGACUUCUCAAGGUAAACUGGUUUUGUAAGAUAAAUAUCGACAGACGUAGUACCCAAGGGCAAUACUCUUCAUGGUCUUCGAAACCUUUCACGUUGCAAUUGUAUUCACACUGGAUCCCCCGCAAGGUGCCUGAGUACAAUCCAAACCGGGAUGCUAAUGUGGCUACUCCUUUCUCUCAAUUACUCAGCCGGCCAAAAUUUGUGUACCGCGGGCAAGUGCCUGGCAGAGUAUGUGGUCAACACCUGGGGUCAAUUCAGUUCACAUGUAGAUGCGCAAGUGUAACAUUGCUUUAGAGUCUGAGAAACCUUGCCACACUGGUAAAUUACCCGUGUAAAAGUUCAAUUGAAUUUCCUUUUUACUCAGGCACCAGAAAAGUGUCUCUGACUCCCCUCCGCCCCCCCCCCUAACCCCCCCCCAACCCCUCCUUGUGUACACACGUUCUUAGUUCUGAGGCACUUUACCCAGAGGGCUCUUUGCCCAGAGGUCACUUUAUUACAUCCUACAACACCCUUUUACUCUCACUUCAUAGUGGUGUUUGACGUAGCGAAAUGAAGUGUAUAUAAUACAAUAUCGGUUAUAAAGCCGGUGUCUGAAUAGCCCUUCACUUUGUGUCGAUACUCAUGGCUAUCCCAUGCACCAUGUAUGAACAUAUCCUUACAGGGCCUUCGCCUGAGAAAUUGUAUGAUUGCAGACGGACGGUUGUAUGGCCUGUUGUUAGACCCCUCCUUUGUUCUUUGUUGCACGUAGACUGACGGUGUUCCAGUGAUGUCGACAUGUCUGACCUGUUCGAUCUAAAUUUUUCUCACUUAGCCAUAUUUGAGUUGCCACGAACGGUUAUAUAUAUCGUAUUCCAAAUCAUCGAAAAUCAGUUGCUCGUGUCUUGCGUUGUAGCUUAUACAGCUCUAGUGGUCACUCAUGCGACCAAGCUUAGCUUUUGUGUUGCUUUAUUCGUCCUCUGCCUCCAGGGAUUUUCGUCGGUAGUCGCCGCACAAGUAGUCCGGCAUGUCACUUUUCACGUUGUUCUUUCCCAAGUGCCUUUGCGUUUAUGAAGCUCUCCCAUGAUACUCCCCUCUUUACAUAAAAAAUUCCCAUGACUCUUCGCGCCGCGACAACCGCAAAAAUUCCUAGAAGCGCCUGCGCACGAGGCAGAUUCCUCCCAAGCAUCAGCAAGAAGAUGAACCUUUAGGUGUUGGUUUAUUUUAAGUGUCUCGUUUAGAAUUUCUUAUCGAGACAUUUUCGUAAGACCUUGGAAAAUGGGUUCGGUACUGUGUUCGAUAUUUGUUUUAACAACCAGUGGAUGAAAAGAUCAAAACAUGGCCUCUUCGUUUUUCCGCCAAAGGAAACCCUAAUAUGGAAAAGGCAUUGUUCGAUUGGCCAAUCCUGUUGCAGUAUGACGUCAAAGCGAAGUAUCGGUUUUUUCACCUGAGCGUUCGCUUAACCAGCCAAAAGCCACGCGCGUUUGUAUCCGUUCGACAAACCAAUCAAAUCACUCUAUUUCCCGGUUCGUAUUGUUGUUUCUCUUUUGUUCGCACGGUUUCAUUUCAAGGUCAUACGAAAAUCGCUCUAUUAGAAAGAACUCGUUCAUUUUUUUAAAUCAGCGCCAAACUCUAAAAGGGUUGUUUUAACCACAAAUCAAAAAUUAAGAAUAAUAAAGGCUAAAUAAUUCACUUGUGGCUGCUGUAUAGCGUUUUUUUUUUCAAUGGAAAUAUUUGUGCUAAACGAAUUUGAAAUCAAUCUUAGCUCCCAAACGCCGUAUAGUGAACCAUUUUUUAUUAAAAAUUGUUGAUGCCGCAGAACUGUAAUCAAUUUUAAUGUAGAUCUCAUUUCACUUCUUUAAAGCAACCUCUUCAUGUAGAGAACUUCCUUCAAGAUGUUUUAUUCAAGUCCUUAACAUUGAAAACAAUUCACGGGAGAAAGAUAUUCAGUACUUGGGAAAAAUCUGAAGAGCUCUUAUUCAGUAACAAGUAAGUUAUGAAUCCACUGCCUACUACCGAACUGUUUCAAAUCCCUCGUUAUUUAGUCUGUGAAGCCUGUUCAACUGUUCCAUUGGUUAUUUUUGAUUUGUAAAACAGAACGCAUGUGAUUCUCUUGGAUUUUAUAAUCACUCGUCCCCUCCCUGCUAACUGUGCUUAAAAAUGAAGAUGAGGUUAUUCCAUUUGUCCUUAUAGACUGUUACUAGGGAUCUCCAAUGUUAAGCAUUCUUAAAACUAUGUUCGCACUCUGCCGGAUAGCUCAGCUAUUCGGUAUAGUGGGACACAAAGCCGACACGAAAAGCUAUAUCCAGUAUAGUAUGAACACCUAUCCGAUAGUGACUACCUCCACUUUAGAGAUCGGCGCGGCGCAGCUUCGCUCCGUUGCAGAAAUCGCGCCAAAAUGACCGUUCUUAUGUGUAAACAGAAGCCCUGGUGUCUCGUAUGGUUUUUCUGCCUGCGCAAAAGCUCUCCGGGAUAGUAUGAACACCUAUCCGAUAUCUGACUCUCCACUUAAGAGAUCGGCGCGGCCCAGCUUCGCUCUGUUACUCCGUUGCUCAGAAAUCGCGCCGAAAUCACCGUUUUUAUGUUUGAACAAAAGCUGUAUCCGGUAUGGCUUUCGUGCAUGCGCAGAAGCUAUCCGGUAUAGUGUGAACUUUUCUCUCGGCAAGUGCACAUUUUAACAUUCCAUUCGGCGUCUUGCGCCAUUUUUAUCCAAGCUUCGUUUGAUUUAAAUUGUAACUUCGCAACAAAAUGUCUCACUUUUAGUCGAGUGGCACAGUUGACGAACAUGAUUAGCUCGUUGCAUGUCUUCCAAGAAUAGGAACUACUUUAGCAGACUGGAUACGUUAUCAUACACUUGUCACUAUAAUAUAACCUGAAUAAAUUUGUUCCAGAGUUGAUGUAACACCCGUGAUUACUCAUCAAGUUCCUAUGAGCCAGUUUGAAAAGGUGAGAUUGAAAGCCCCCUUUUUGUAUUUACUGUCUCAUCUUCAACGAAGAUGCUUUUACUAACAGCAUUGAGACUUGCUGAUUUCGGGCAGGCGAUCUGACUAGCAGACAGGCUCAGUCAGUCCGUCUAGUAAUCAAAACGAGGUUAAGUGCUCAGCCUUUGAUAUGGAAAUGAUUUUUAUUCUCAUGCAAAUAAAACUAAUUUUCACAAGAAAGGUUGUGCAGUUGGCCUCAUUUCGAAAGGGAGGGUCUUUGGAACUCGGAAGUGGACUAUUGUAAAGAACUGACUGACCAAGCCAGACAGAGUAGGCGACUCACCGCUGACUGGUUGAGACGAAACUAAACGGACAGUGUACAAAGAGAGCGAAAACAGACCGAAUGAUUAAAGGAACUGUGUCACGAAAUCUAGUGGGAACUGGCACCAAAGUGAGUGAAACAAAAAUAACAGCUCAAAACAUUUAAAGGAGGUAUAAAUAAUACAGCUAAUACUGACACAAGGAGUCAUGACACCGUCCUUCGAUCGGCGAAAGCUUGGAUCUCAAUUUUAAACAGCAGUUUAAGGCUUCAUUAGAAUGGUAUUUUAAUUAAUUUUUUUAAAAUGCUGCUGAAGGACAACAUGAACAAGUUAUUAAUAUUGAAACAGAUCGCAAUAUGGGUUUUUGAAAACUUGUUAGCCUAACACCUGCAAUUUUUCAAAGUUCAUGGUUUUUGUCUGCAACUUUAGAUAUAAUGCUUGGAAAACGAUUUUGUUAAAAAACGAAUCAGAGAUUUUGUCAUUUGCAAGUAAUUUCUUUGCUAACGUGAAGUUCCACUGCGAAUAAGGACUUGUAAUUUGCAUUAUUAAACAAAUGUUAUAUAUUGCCGUGACACUGCCCAUUUAAGUUAGACGUCAUUUUUCCUGCGUGUCUUUUUAGGUAAUAGACCAGACUAUGAGACGGACUAAAUGACUGGCGGACAGAAAAACUGAUCAUCUCUGACUGAGGUAGACCGAUUGACGGUCAGACAGACAGACUGGUUGAGUAGUAGUUUGUUUACAAACGUGCUUCAACCCAACCGCGUUUUUCCUUGAACUAUAGUCAAUCAACGACUUAUGGAAUGGAUGUUUUGCUGUAAUAAGGUCUCUCGUAAACCUUUUAAAAAUAUGCAAAUAUCUGUCAUUGUUGAUGCAAUCUGUGUGUUUUCUUUUCCUUCUACGGUAAUCUUUUUUUGUUCCUUUCUUUUUUUCUGUAGGCGUUUGAGUUGUUGAAGUCUGGAGAAGGAUGUAAGAUAAUGGUUGAUCCACAGUCAUGA
Molecule: messenger RNA, 11353 nt
Organism: Porites evermanni
Lineage: Eukaryota; Metazoa; Cnidaria; Anthozoa; Scleractinia; Poritidae
Source: the annotation of a GenBank genome assembly